Scutellospora calospora is the source of this 327-nucleotide messenger RNA. The record is from the annotation of a GenBank genome assembly. Lineage: Eukaryota; Fungi; Glomeromycota; Glomeromycetes; Diversisporales; Gigasporaceae.
AAAUACGUGAUAUUUAAUGAGAUGAGUACAAUUCUAAGUCAGCAUGAGACUAUUAAUAGUAGAAUAAUUGUUAGACUUAGCGAGUCUCUGCAACAAGAGUAUAAUAAUAUCUUACCAUUUAACAGUAGCAUUAACCAACAACAUGAAAGAUGUCAAACUACAUUACAAAAAACAGAAAUUGAGGUUAGAAGAUAUGAGAAAAUUAAUUUGAAAGUAAAAAGAUGGUUAGAAGAAAUACAAAGGGAGAGUGAGGAUAAUGAGAUUUUUGAGAAAACAACUGAAUUACAAAAAGAUCUUUUAGAAUUUUUCUUUUAUUGUGACUGGUAA